AGUUCAACGCACGGGCUCACGCUAGUCGCUCGCGUCUUGUUUUUUAAUCGCUAUCACGCGAUAGUAAUCGUGUUAUAUAUCGAUUCAAUAUGAACAUAAUCUCACUGACAGUAUAUACGUUGGAACAUAAUUGUUAUGUAGUGUACACCGCGUUGUUUGUGUGUUUCGCUGUGUUCACUGUGUUUCACAAAAAGAGGAUUGAAGCUAACUUCAGGAGGACUGCUGUUAGAAAAUGUUUGCCGCCGAAAUCAUAUAGCGGGAGAGAACGAGACUUCCAAGACGACGGAGAUGAUGAAGAUGACGUCCUGCUACCAGCUAUUCCAGAGGACACUCCUCACAUACCGUACACCGCUCCCAAGAGGACUGAUGACGAAAUUCUCAAGAGAUCCCGGGAGUAUUACGAGCUCAUGGCACAGAGGAGGACCGUGAGAUCCUUCAGCCCAGAACCGAUUCCUAAUGAAGUCCUGGACAAUAUCAUAAAAACUGCAGGAACCUCACCAUCUGGCGCUCACACAGAACCUUGGACCUUUAUAGUAGUCCAAGAUCCCGAAACAAAAGAAGCCAUAAGAACAAUAGUUGAAGAAGAAGAAGAAAAGAAUUACGCUCAAAGAAUGUCCAGGCAGUGGGUGACAGACUUAAAACCCUUUGCAACGAAGCCUAUAAAACCAUACUUGACAGAUGCGCCUGCGAUGAUCUUGGUGUUUAGACAGACGUAUUCUUGGAGACCAGAUGGGAAGAAGAAGAUGCACUAUUACAGUGAAGUCAGCGUGGCUAUAGCUGCUGGGAUAUUAUUGGCUACAAUUCAGUACUGUGGGCUGGUGGCACUCACAUCCACUCCAUUAAAUUGCAACUCGCGGCUUCGAGACCUGCUCUCGCGACCCACAAACGAAAGAUUGGAACUCCUGCUCCCAGUCGGAAGGCCACACCCCGAAGCCAAAGUGCCGGACAUUCAGCGAAAGAACCUGGAUGAAAUUAUGAUCAAGAUCUGAGAAAGGCAGUGCUAGUUUUUCUAUAAGACUUGUGCCUUUGUGAAUCUGUAACCUAUUGGGUUAAAAUCCAUGACUGUUUAAGACUAAGUGCUUUUCUGUUAGCUAAUUUCUAGCUACAUUUUCUAAUUAAAAACCAAAAUGUCUAAAA
Plodia interpunctella (Indianmeal moth) is the source of this 1137-nucleotide messenger RNA. RefSeq names its product Iodotyrosine deiodinase (gene Iyd). The transcript has 5 exons. The coding region runs from base 90 to 989 and encodes 299 amino acids. Lineage: Eukaryota; Metazoa; Arthropoda; Insecta; Lepidoptera; Pyralidae. Gene Ontology annotation, molecular function: oxidoreductase activity. The record is from RefSeq and is a predicted model, not a curated record. Gene Ontology annotation, cellular component: plasma membrane.